Molecule: messenger RNA, 699 nt
Organism: Pieris macdunnoughi
Lineage: Eukaryota; Metazoa; Arthropoda; Insecta; Lepidoptera; Pieridae
Source: the annotation of a GenBank genome assembly
AUGAUCAUAUUUUUGAGUGAACUACAAAAGGAACAUCUCAGUUUGCUUCAUAAUCAUUCUCCACAGGUUCUAAUUGAUUUCUGCAAGUUAACAAUUGAUUAUCUAAAUAAUGGAAUUAAUGAAAAGAAAUACGCCUUGGCAGCAGAGAAAUUGGAGACAUUGCCAUCUGUUAUUCAAAAUUUGAUUCAAGCCUUAGCUCACCUCAUUUUAGAAGGUUGCAAACAUAAUUUAUCAGAGCAGAAUUUUAAAUCAUCACUAGCUAUCGCAGGAUUUUCUGAUGAUCACCAACAAGUGUUAGUAAAAUUCUAUUCAAGAAAGAAAGGAGAGCUUUCCGCUGCAUUAAAUUUACUCCAACGGAAAGAUCCAACAUAUCAGGACUUGGCUUGGAGAUUUGAAGUACAGAUGGCAUCAAAAAGUUGUCCAGAAAUAAUGAAACCCAUGGUCACUAUGGACUAUGUUCUAUCUGUACCGAAAAGUUACGACCAUAGUAUAGACAAACAUACCCAUAGAGAAUCAGAUGACAUUUGUAUAAGUUCUUCAGUAGAAGAAGCAAAGGCGGCUAGUCAUUGUCAAAAUGUAGUAAAACAUGUUAUAAUGCAAUGCGAUCUACCAACUUUAGUACAUUUAACCAAUACAUUGAAUGAAGCUGCUAACGAAUCGAAGAGCCAACAUAUACGGAAGAUUCAAAGAGCAUUGUAA